Messenger RNA from Bipolaris oryzae ATCC 44560, 150 nucleotides. RefSeq lists its product as uncharacterized. The annotation marks the transcript as partial. NCBI's taxonomy places the organism in Eukaryota, Fungi, Ascomycota, Dothideomycetes, Pleosporales, Pleosporaceae. The transcript has a single exon. The record is from RefSeq and is a predicted model, not a curated record.
GCCCGUUUGGGUUGGGUUGCGAACCUGCUGACUACCCACCGCCACGGUUUUGCGAAGGGGGAAGGGGGAAGAGGGGAGGGGACAAGGGGGGGGGGGGCUGGUUCUGCGCUCUCUCUAACACGCCAUGGCCGAAGCCUGUUCUCCGCAUAA